UAGGACAAAUGAGAGGAAGUGUUCCUCUCCUGAGGUUUUGCUGUGACAGACACGCUGUCAGUGAUGUUUUUCUCUGGUCUGUGAAUGCAAAAGAGCUCCUUAGAAGUAAAUGUAAAAAGAAUUUUAUGUAACGUUACAUACAAACAAAUGAUUAAAAACAUAAUUAUCUCAGUAAAUGGCUGGAUGAAAAAGAAUACUAAAACUAAAAAAGAAAGUGAAAGAUGCUGUAAAAGGAAGUUGAAGCAACAUGCUCACAUGCCCAUGUUAUAUGUGGCCAUGUUCCUGCAAGAGUCCCUUUCAAGGAAGUCCUGCCAGACACACAAACAGACUACUAUUUGUGAUUUGAAAUUCUUCUGUACGCUGCAAAAGACAAUCAGUAAAAAGACAGAUAUAAAACUAGAAAUAAUGCCAGAGAGUGAAAGACCAAAAUGCACCUCCGAACCUCGAACAACAAUAUUAGGGUGUAUCCUGGUGAUUUCCUGCAUCAUGUUCAUUGCUCAAGUGAUAGUUGCUUUAGCAACUGAUGAAUGCAAAGGAGAGUUCUACAUCCCCAUAUGCAUCUAUAAUUAUGGAUUCAUAUCUGCAUUUCUGGCACUGAGCAUGUGCACAGCGAAAAGAAUGCAGCAGUUUCCAAUUACACCAAGAAAGCAGUUGCUGUACCUGCUGCACCGAGGGCGGUGCAAGUGGUGCAACAUAGGCUGUUGCUCUGUGCCCCUCCUCGUCAUCUGUUUCUUUUACCUUGGUGUUAAUGUGUUCAUGUACUCGGAUAUAAAACCCAACUUCAAUAAGAGCGUAACCACAGGCAUUAUCUACUGCAACAAGACUUUCUACCUGUUUGCAUUUUGGAGCACCAACCUGACCUACGGCCUGUUGGGGCUGCUGUUCAUCACUUUUUGGUGUUGUAAACGACAACAGCCUGAAGACGGAGAUGAGGCUCAAAUACUCGUCCAGCAUUACCAGAUUAGGAUCCUAUGGUUCACUGUAUAUGAAGUCUAAUGUAUGUACUUUUAAAAAUUCUAACAGGUUAUCAUAUUGCAACAAAACUAUUACUAUAUGCUUCUUAAUUGGUUUUGCCUCGUAGAAAAAUGUUUUUUUUCUACAUUAUUACCAGUUUCUGUGCUGUUUUUAAAUACAUCCAUGUAAUGUUACUUAUGUAUAACCACUGUUGAUACCAGGUAAUUACUAUUGUAUUGUAUUUGACCAAAUUCCUGUGUAUUUUGUUUGAACCUAAAUAUAUUUACCUACAAAAACAUUAGAAACAGCAGAUCAGGGGAAGAAUAAUUCAAGGCUUUGGAGGAAAAAGUAAUUAUACUAGAAAUUAAAUUAAAUAAAAGAAA
Molecule: messenger RNA, 1337 nt
Organism: Maylandia zebra (zebra mbuna)
Lineage: Eukaryota; Metazoa; Chordata; Actinopteri; Cichliformes; Cichlidae
Source: RefSeq, a predicted model, not a curated record